AUGCCUGGAUCCGGUGCUGUGAAGGAAGACCCAGCGUACGAGAAGUUCUUUAAGCUAGUGAAGAUGGGGAUGCCACCAGAGCAAGUCAAGAUGAAGAUGAGUGCUGCUGGAUUGAAUGAAGACUUGCUAGACACACCCGACGCGCCAUCUCCCAAUCAGAAGGCGGGCAGUACCGGUGGAGGUCUUCUAGCGGGUCUCCCUCCUCCGAAAGAAGCGGUUAAAGUGGAUCCGUCGGCUCUGCAAGCAAGUCUGGCAUCUAAAGUGAGCAAGAAACCCGUCGCCAAGAAGCCUGAGGAACCUCAACUUCCGAAGAAAGAGACCGUGAAGCCGAAUGUCGAAUUGCGUCCUCUGUUCUGGACCCGUGUGCCUGUUAAUGUAGUUAGUAGCACUGUCUGGAUGAAGCUGAAUGACUCACAUGCCGAGCUUGACGUGGAUGAGAUGGAGUGGAUGUUUCGCAAAAAUCCGGUGGAUGCGUCGAAGAAGCUUGACGAGAAGAAGAAAGAAGCUGAAAAAGUCCCCGCUCAGCCCAAGGAGGUUCUUCUGUUCGACCCGAAGAGACAGCAAAAUGUAUCCAUUGCGAUUGCGCGCUUCAAAAUGUCGUCGGAGGAUAUCAAGAAUGCUAUCUACGCACUAGACGGCCAGAAAUUGGGCUCUGAAGUGCUGAACGUGCUCAUUUCGAUCUCCCCAACGUUGGAAGAGAUUGAUAUGCUCAAGAAUUACGACGGAGAUGUGAAGCUACUAGGAAACGUGGAGAAGUUUUUCUUGGAUUUACUGACUAUCCCGCGCUACACUCAGCGUAUCAAGUGCUUCAGGUUCAAAUUGCAGUUCGAGAAUCGUAUUCUGGAAACACAGGCGCAAUUGGAUACACUAGUCGCGGCUACGGAUCAAGUGACGGAGAGCGACAAGUUCCGGCGUGUGUUGGAGCAUAUUUUGGCCAUCGGAAAUUAUCUGAAUGGCAGUACACCUCGUGGUGGGGCCUACGGGUUCAAGCUGGACACUCUGAUGAAGCUACACACUCUGAAGUCGAUCGACCCUCGAGUCACGCUAAUGCAUUUCUUGCUACGUCAGCUGGAAGAGAAGGCCCCGGACGUCAUCACCUUUGCUGGAGAAGUGCCCCAUAUCGUUGAAGCCAAGAGACUGUCUCUUGAUCAACUGCGCGCUGACCUGUCGUCCUACAACACUGAGCUGGCCAUGCUCAAGGGCCAAGUGCGUGCGUCCAAGAACGAUCACAUUGAGGGCGACAAGUUCUAUGAAGUUAUGACUCCAUUUGCGAAGGACGCAGAAGAAGUACUGGAGGAACUCGGACGCGAUUUUAACGGCUUGGAAACGUCUUAUCAAGAGCUUGUGAGCUCUUUUGGAGAAGAUCCGAGGAAGGUUGGCCCGAUGGAAUUCUUUACUAUCCUGGACGAGUUUGUUACAGAAUUCAAGAAGGCCUACCGUCAGAACCAGACGAAGGAAUACCAAGCCAUAUACGAGGAGGCUGCUGCGGCUCGUGCUGCUGCUGAGGCUGAGAAGGCUGAACGAUUAAAGCGGGAAGCCGAGGAACGACAGCGACAAGACGAGGAGCGACAGCAGAACUCGCAGGAGACGAAGGCGAUUUAUGCUGAGAUCAUGUCCAUCAUCACUACGUGGGCUGGGAAGCAUUCGCCUGGCAAUGAAGAGGCAGUGAUCGAUCAGUUCAAGGACACGUCUCGGAAGUUUGGGCUGGAUGAGAUCACAGCUGAUGAGUUCUGUGACCAGAUCAUCCCGAACUCGGCGAAGCUCCUAUCCGACGAGGAGAAGCAGAAUGCAUUAUUGGAGGCAUUUGCGCGCUUCAAGGAGCAAGUGAAGAAAGAGAAAGAGUCAAAGAAGCAGCAGCGCAACUCUUUGGUUUCUCCUCCAUCUGAAGGACGCGAGAGAGCAGGAUCCUCUUCAGCAGGUCGUAGACGUAACAAGGUCGUGAUCCCGCUUCCCAUUAAGGAUAUCGAGCCUGUGGUCGGAGAAGAAGCGCAGUUACUGCACAAGUCAAUUUUGGAAUCACAGCGCACGAGUUUUACCAAUAUUUAA
Phytophthora nicotianae INRA-310 is the source of this 2046-nucleotide messenger RNA. RefSeq lists its product as hypothetical. NCBI's taxonomy places the organism in Eukaryota, Oomycota, Peronosporomycetes, Peronosporales, Peronosporaceae. Gene Ontology annotation, cellular component: WASH complex. Bases 1 to 2046 code for a protein of 681 amino acids. The record is from RefSeq and is a predicted model, not a curated record. The transcript has 4 exons.